UUCUAGCAUCUGGGUGUUAUAAAGAAGUGAUUUUUCACUAAUAUUAGCCAUGAACUAGUCUCCUUUCUGAUUUUUUUUUUUUUUCUAAUAAAACCCAGAAAAAAAGAGUGGGUUUUUUUCCUGUGUUCUUCACAUCAAGUUACAUUUUUUUUUUGUAUCCUACUUCGAUUUUAAGUUUCUGUAUGUUACAUAAGAACUUGACCUUUAUUUAACUGUGAAUCAUACAUUUCUCUCUGUUUUUUUUGCUUCCUGAUAAAAACCCAAAAAGCUUUAAGAUGGAGAAGAAUCAACAAACGCAGAAAUUUCCGGUUGAAGAUUCAAACAAGGACUGUUCUGAAGAUAAAUUUGUGUGGCCAUGGGUUGGUCUUGUAGCCAACAUACCAACGGAGGUUGAACCAUCUGGUCGGAGAGUAGGGAAAAGCGGUUCAACGUUGCGUGACGAGCUGACUGUGAAAGGGUUUAAUCCAACAAGAGUUCAACCCAUUUGGGAUUUCAAGGGACAUUCUGGUUAUGAUUUGGUUGAAUUCGCUAAAGAUUUUAAAGGAUUUGAAUGCGCCAUGAAGUUUGAAAGGAGUUUUCAGUCAGACCGUCAUGGGAAGAGAGAUUGGGAUAAAGGUAUUCGCUUUAGAGAUGAUAAGCUUUAUGGAUGGGUUGCGAGAGAGGAAGAUUAUAAUCGAAGUGAUAUUGUUGGAAAGAAUGUUAAGAAGAAGAGAGAUCUGAAAAGUAUCUCGCAGCUUCAGGAAGAAGACGAGAGGAAAAUGGUUCACCUCGUUGAGAGCAUGUCUGAGUCCAUUAAGAUGAAGAAGAAAUGUAAGGAAGAGCUUGAGCAGAAAGUUGAUGAGACAACCCGUUGUUUGGAGAGUUUGGAAUUGCAUAACGUUCUUUUGAACAAAACCUACCAAGAAGGGAUUGAGAAGAUGCAAACGAGUAUGCAAGGUUUGUAUGAUCAGAUUCUGGGAGGACAUCAGAAGUCUAUGGCAGAGCUAGAGGCAAAGAGGGAGAUGCUGGAGGAGCGUGCAAAACAGAUCGAGCAACGUGCAUACAUAAACGAAGAAGAGAUGAGGAGAUCCAGACUCGAAACAGAACUGAAUCAAAAGGCUAUGUGGGAGCAGAAUGAAGCGAAUGAGGAAGCUAUGAAACUUGCAAAAAAGCACCAGAAAGAGAAGGAGAAGCUUCAUCAAAGGAUAAUGGAAAUGGAAGCAAAGCUAAAUGAAACGCAAGAGCUGGAGUUGGAGAUAGAGAAGCUGAAAGGUACGACCAAUGUAAUGAAGCAUAUGGUGGGGAGUGAUGGAGAUGGAGAUAUUGUGGAGAACAUUGCCAAAACUAAGAUUGAGCUUGAGGCUCGAGAAACAGCUCUCCAUGAGAAAAUGAUGGCUCUGACACAAAAAGAGCGUGCGACCAACGAUGAGUAUCAAGAAGCUCGUAAAGAGAUGAUACAGCUGUGGAAUGCGAAUGAAGAAUUGAUGAAGGGAGAGAAGAUAAGAGUGAAAAGAAUGGGGCAAUUAAACCCUGAACCGUUCUUACCUGCUGUGAUGAAGAAAUUUAAAGUUCCAAGAUCAAGAGCAGAGAUUAAGGCUAUGCAGUUGUGUUCAGUGUGGGAAGCAAACAUAGGAGAUGUGCAAUGGAGUCCAUUUAAAAUCGAAGAUUCUGAUGGAACAGCAAAGAGAGUGGUGGACAAAAACGAUGAGAAGCUUCGAAAGCUGAAGAGCAAGUACGGUGAAGAAGUUCAUAAUGAAGUGGUAAGAGCAAAACUAGAGAUUGAGGAACACAACGCCAGUGGCGGCUAUGUGAUUGUGGAGCUUUGGAACUAUGAGGAAAACCGAAAGGCAACGAUGGGGGAAGUAACAGACGUGAUUUUGAAGAUAAGGUCGAGUCUUGCUGCUAUGAAGAACAAGCGAAAGAGGCCUUGAGGUCUUAAUUCAAGUAACAACUGUGACCGAGCCUUAGGAAAUGACCUCUCUUUUUGUUUAAUCUAUCAGUUUGAAUUAGGUUUGCUAUUUUGCUACUACUAUAAAACUGUGCUUGGUUUUCAAACUUGUUGAACCGAAUUGGAUUUGUUUCUUCAAUGGUUUAAAUCCAGAAACA
This is a messenger RNA of Camelina sativa (false flax), 2085 nucleotides long. Its product is annotated as protein INVOLVED IN DE NOVO 2-like. The record is from RefSeq and is a predicted model, not a curated record. Gene Ontology annotation, biological process: gene silencing by siRNA-directed DNA methylation. NCBI's taxonomy places the organism in Eukaryota, Viridiplantae, Streptophyta, Magnoliopsida, Brassicales, Brassicaceae.